UUGAACAUUGAACUGAGGCGAAGAUAAAAAGAUGAAACCGAAACUUAAAUACGAUAUUUGAUAAGUAAAAUUCUACUCGUUGUUGAAAAGUAAAAAUUUAUAACUAAAUUUGUUGUACUUGGUCUAGAUUUAUAAAUAAUUAAUUAAUAAUUUAAAUAAUGUUUAAUUAUGAAGUAAUUGAUUAAAGAAGGACUUUUUCUUCUGAAAGAAAAUUUUAAAUAUUUCAUAAAAUGAUAGAGGAAAUUCUUCCGUAAAUUAAAAGAAUAAUUUUAAUGAAAAAAUGGACUCAGAAGAAUCAUUCACGAGUUCCGAUUCUGAUUGGGAAGAUGUUGAAGAUACUAAAGCUAUGAAAAAUGAUGUCAGAUCUUGUAACUCAGAGCCUACCGAUCACACUAUGAACCCAGAGUCUCACUUGGGUUGUGACGCUUCAAAGAAAAAUCCUUGCACAAUCAUAAAACAAACUGCUAGGAAAUCAAAAAAUAAAACGAAGUUUGGUAAGAAAGGUAAGUUUCUAAAGUCUAAUUCCAAAUCAAGCAUUGCUAAAUCAGAAAAAAUUGAUUCAAGGACAUCUGUGCUCUCUAGACUCUCUUCAUCUGAAGCUGAAGCUCCUAUUCGCAAAUUUGACCCAAUUCCAGAUAGCUUGUAUAUGAAUAAGGAAAAAUUUCAACUUUCUGAAAGUCCUGAGAAAUUAACUAUACCAUUUUCUAUGAGUAUGACCAAUAGAAAUAAUUAUGAUUUGAAUGACUCAGCUGAUGAACUUAGUCAAUCACCACCCCGAUUUAAUUCCUGUUACAUCCAAAAGGAUGAAAACUCUACUAAUUCUCAAAGCAUUAGAUUUCAUUCUGAAAAUGAAGGAAAUACAUACUUUGGAUCUGAUUCUGGUUCAGAUUCUGAUUCGAAGAACUCACUUUUUAGUUGGUCGUUUUCUGAAAGACCAGUCAAUAAGGAAAAGCAUACUAAAAGAAGUACUAGUUUGUUUGAAUCUUCUGACGCAAAGACCACUCGUCAGCUUGGCAGUAGUUCUUCAAAAAAUCAUAUUCCAGAUCCUUGCAAAACACCAAAAACUUACCAUCUAAGUUCUGAAUAUUUACAACAAGUUAAUUGUCAAAGUUAUGAAAGGAAACCAGCUUCAAUCUCUCCUGAACUUCCAUCAGCAACUGUAAAACUUGCUACAGCUGUUCAAAGAAAUGAAAAAAAUAGUCCUCAUCAAUUGCAUUUCGAUCCUCAAGAUAUUAAGAUGAAACAGCAAUUUUCUAAAAUAGAAAUAGAUAAUGAGGCAAAAAGAAAGGGAUUAUUUUCUGAAAGGAAACCACCAACUCGCUUUUCACAAGCCUCAUUAAGAAACGACAAAUUUGAUAUUCUUCAUCAAGAAAUUCAAAACAGGAAUUCUUUUGAUCAAGAUAUUCCUACCCAUAUUAAGAUGAAACAGCAAUAUUCUGAAAUAGAUAAUGAGGCAAAAAGAAAGGAAUUAUUUUAUAAAAGGCAACCACCAACAAACUUUUCACAAGUCUCAUUAACAUCAGAAAAAUUUGAUAUUGUUCAUCAAGAAAUUCAAAACAGGAAUUCUCGCCCAUUUAUUACUGAUAAUCAAGUUAGAUCGAGUGAUCAAAAUGUUAAACAGCAAUAUUUAGGUAAAAGAAUAGAUUAUGAUUCAGAAAAAAGUUCUACAAAUAGAAGAGAAUCUUCUAACAAUCCUUUAUCUUCAAACUAUGAAAUUUAUCCAAAUGAUAUCACACAUUUAACUACCGAAGAUGAUGAACUAAAUUUGAAUUCCUUGGAUUUUAUUAGUUGUUGUAGAAAAGAAUUAGAAAAAAUUUCUGAAGAAGCUAUCAAUAAAGUUUCAUCAAAAAAAGAAGAUUUAAGAUCAAUUUCUGAGAGUGAGAACACUAAGAUCAAAAAUAUUUUAACGAAACGUAUUGAAAAUUUUGAUUCACAACAGAAUCAAUUUAUAGAUAUAAUAACCCAUGCAAAGAAUCAAAUAUCUUAUACAUCGUGUCAAAAUUAUGAGGAUAUAGUUAAAACGUGGGAUGCAAUCAAAUCCACUGUUCAAAAUGAGAGUAAAUUGUUUGAAAACUUUUUUCCAGCUUAUGCAUAUCGCGAUGAAGUAGUCCAAAGUUUAAAUCACAAGCGCAUUUUAUUUUUGCAUUCAAGCAACGCUUAUUUUUUUAAUAUCUUAGUGCCAUUAAUAUCUCUAAAACAUUAUCCAAGUUGUUUUAUUGUGUCUUGUGUAAGUGGUGAGACCCAAAAGCAAUAUCUGAAAUAUUCUCUUCAUUCGGCAAUGGGAAGCAAAGAACAAAAGCAUAAAACUUAUGUCAUGACAGAAUCGGAACUUUUAAAUUAUUCUCUUAAAAUAGAUUAUGCAGCCAAAAAAACAACUUGUGUUGUUUUGAAUCUCCCUCUUUCUAGAUCAGUAGUUACUGACAUUUUGCUAUCAAAUUUAAGAGAUAUCUUAAAAGAGAAUAAGAAUUCGAAGCUUGUUUUAAUAAUUGAUCCAGUUGUGAAUUUGACACCCUACAAAAAAUAUUUCUCCAUGUUUGAAAUCUCAACAAUAGUACCCCCUAAUCUUACGUAUCCAGUGAAUACCAUAUGGAAAAACAAUGCUUUGGUCCCUGAAAACGAUAUUUUGAACGAAAUAGUGCGAACAAUAUUGUCCAUCCACAUCACAAAAAGUUGGGGUAACAUACUUGCCUUUGUACCAUCAUUAAGAGAUGCAAAAACUGUCAAUCAAUUGCUCAAGAAACAAUGUGCAGUUUAUCAGUACAAUAGCGUUAAAAUUAUUUUGGUGGAGGAAAACUAUUAUGCUAUUUGCAGUGAUGAAAUACGUGAGAAAAAUUCUAAAUUUCAGUUUGUUUUUAUAUCAGUUGGUUCUGCUGAAAUGAUAAGUCUUCCGUCUGUGCACUUCAUUGUGGAUUGUGGUACUGUUACGGACUACCACUUGGAUGAUAACAAAAAAGUCGAUGUUUUAGCCACAGUAUUUAUUUCUUCUGUCAAAUCAAAACUGCGUAAAACUUUAGGUGGAGUUUAUGGCCCUGGCAUGUGUUAUCGAAUUUACAGCAAACAUAACUUCAUUAAUGAUAUGCCUUCUCAAGACUAUCCUGAGCUUUUGCUUAGAAAUCCUCUUAAUUCUUUAGUAAAAAUUCUCAAGUAUAAGCCAGAUGUCGUGCUGAAAGAGUUUAUUGAAUUUCUACCUGAAGGUGUGGUAGCAGAAACAAUUAGAAACUUAGAAAAAUAUGGUGCUAUUGUGGAUAAUAAAGUUUCACUCAUUGGAGAAAAAUUAAUUAAACUUCCUUUUGAGGCUAAGUAUUCAAAACUAAUACUUUUGGGAAUAGAAUCUGGUUUGGCAUUAGAAACAGUUGUCCUUGUGUCUUUUUUAACUGAAAAGGGUAAAUUGUUUAAAAGUACAGAUAAUCCAAAAUAUCAACGUAUAAUUGAUGCUAAGCAAAUGGAACUAGUUCAACAUCAAAGUGACACUUUAACCAACCUGCAUAUUUAUAAAACCUGCUUAAGAAACAAGUUUGAUUUAGAAUGGUGCAAAACACAUUACAUUGAUGAUAAUUUUUUAAAAAGAGUACAUCAAAGGGUUGAGGAAAUGCGUGAAAUUAUAUUUUCGAGUUUAGAAAUAAAAAUUAGUGAGAACUUCUCAAAUAAUGAAAACUGGCCAAUGAUCGUCCGUGAAAUAAUAUAUGAUUGCUUUCGAGAUAAUCUUUGUGUCUUUAGUGGUCGUUUAGAUUGUGGUUUCAGAGUGCUUAGCUCUAAGUCAGUGGCAUAUCUACCCACUCAAUCUAUAAUUUGUCAGAAGGAUAACGUACCUCAGUUUUUAAUUUUUGAUCAUGUACUAUUAUCUGAUAAAAAUUACUUGAUUAAUGUCACUAGUAUUCCUAGUGAUUUUGUAAUGAAAAGUUUGCAGGAUGGAUCGUCAUAUUUUUCUGAUAACGAGCUUUUUGAUUAUACUUUAACGAAGCGAACAAUUGAGCCUGUGGGUGAAGAAGUAAUGAAUGAUAUCUUUCUUGGUGAAGAUGAUGAAAAACUAAAACUUGUCAUUGAACAAAUUAAACAAAAAACAGGCAUUGAUCUGAUUUCAAUUGAACCAUCCGUAGAAAAAGGCUCUGUCUCUAUCUAUGCUUUUCCUACUUGUAUUGAUGCUGCUUAUGAAGCCCUCAAAAAAAUCUUGAAAACAAAGAGUGAAGAGAUUAUAAAUGAGUGUCAAACCCAUUCAUAUGAAUUAGUGAAGGAUGACAAGUCUGUGAUACUUGAGGUUGAAUUGGCUAAAGGUGCAAUGGCUAAAUAUGUUAAAGUUGGUGAAAUUCUUAUACAACCCUUAACUGUGGCGAAUGUGCAUUCUGCAGGAAUUUUCACAUCUGCAGCUAAACAGUAUAAUAGAUUUCCAUAUUCUUUGCAUAUUGCUUGGAUUCGAAGACACUGUAAUGGAAAUGCUAAUGUAGAUUUUGGCGAAAACACUAACUUCUCCAGUGUUCGUAGACUUUCCUUAAGACACUUAUAUUUCCUGGGGAUGGAAAUAUUUAUGGAAAUGAGUGAAAGGAAAAAAAAUCAACUGUGCAUUUCAGGUCUGUCACCUGAAAUAUGCCAAGAAAAACUUAAAGACGAGUUGAAAAUAUUGUUACCUGCUGCUGAAAUUACGCAUAUUGAAUUGAUGCGUAUCGCACCAUUUGAAACAUCUGACAAAAGACUUAAGGCAAUAAAAUCUAGUAUUUCAAAUAUUUGCAAAAAUGCUUUAGAUAUGAGUUCAACGGAAAUUGUACUCUCUAAGCCAAAACCUUCAGACAUAAUUCAAGAAUUAUAUAUUAAAACAAAUACUUAUGAGGGGUUAGAUUCUGUUGCUGAUUUAGUUAAAAUCAAAUUUUUGGAAGACAAGCUAAGUAUUACCACACUAGCAUUCAAUCUUAGAAUUAUCUGCAACAAUUAUAUUUAUCAAGCAUUACAAUCUCAACUGAAUUCAACUCUCUCUGAAUUAAAGAAUGAUUUAAGUCAAGGUAACGCAAAGGCUGAUUUUGAGAUAAAUGUUGGCAAAGGGAGUGAAGAAACUUAUUUUAUUGAUGUAUCUGCAACUAAUGUUGCUGUGUUAAAUUUAGUUCAUGAAACAAUCAAUUGUUUGCUGAAUGGUGUGAUAUUAAAUGAAAAUGAUAUAAAAGAUCUUGAUAAAAUGUUCUGCCAUGGGGGACAUGUUUGGUUAAAAGGUCUUGAAGCAAGUGAAAAUUUAUAUAUCAUUAUGAAUCGACAAAGAAAAGUGUUGCGAUUAUAUGGAGCUGAAGUUAACUGUGAAAAUGCCAAAAAGCGCCUUAUACAAUAUCUCAAAGAUAUUGAAAAUGAUGUGAAUGACAUCAUUGAACUAUCUAGCGAGAAAACAAAAAAUUUUCUUUUGAAAGCUCUUGUCCAAAAGUAUGGUAUUGACUUAAAGAAAUUUAUUGAAGAGUGUAAACUGCACCAAGCUUACCUUGAUCUCAGAACUGCCAAACUAUAUGUUUAUGGUGAUCAGACAAGUGUCGAAGAGGCUUCAAACUGCAUUCAAAAUUUGUUAGAAAAUCUAGAUUCAGUGAAUUCAGAAGCAAUACUUUACCAAGAAAUUUGUCCUGUCUGUCUUUGUCCUGCUAUCAAUUUAACUUACAGGCUUGAACAUUGUGGUCAUCUAUAUCACAGUGAACCUUGUAUACAACAAUUUAUGGAAAAUAAUGAAGAUUUUCCUAUAAAAUGUUCAACAGAGGGUUGCGAAAAAGAAUUAGUUUUGAAGGACAUUUGGAAAAUGCUGCGAAAUAAUCCUGAAAGAAUGAAAAGCUUAAUUAAAAAAUCUAUUGCUAAUUACUUAGAGCGACAUGUUUUAGAAGUUGUACUUUGCCCUACUCCAGACUGCUCAAUGUUCUUUUAUAAAUCUGAAAUACUAGGUGACAAAACACACUGCGGAUUGUGCCAAAAUGAUAUUUGCAUUAAGUGCCAUUGUAUUGAACAUAGUGGUUUUACUUGUCAAAUGUAUGAAGGAACUAAAAAAGAUGCUGAUUAUUCUUAUAAGGUGUGGGCUCAAACAGCAAAUUGCAAGAGGUGUCCCAGAUGUAAAACAGCUAUUGAAAAAUCUGAAGGCUGUAAUCAUAUGACAUGUAGAAAUUGCAGUGGUCAUUUUUGCUGGUUGUGCCCCUCUGAAACUGCUCAAGUAUGGGCCACUGGAAAUGAAUGUUAUGCCCAUAUUAAUAGAGCACAUACUGGACAAUUAUUUGAUUACAACUGAUAAGGAUAUUUAAGUCAAGCAUUACUACCUAUCUUUAAA
Parasteatoda tepidariorum (common house spider) is the source of this 6274-nucleotide messenger RNA. RefSeq lists its product as uncharacterized. Lineage: Eukaryota; Metazoa; Arthropoda; Arachnida; Araneae; Theridiidae. Gene Ontology annotation, molecular function: helicase activity; zinc ion binding; RNA binding. Gene Ontology annotation, cellular component: intracellular anatomical structure. The record is from RefSeq and is a predicted model, not a curated record.